CGGAGCUGAGGGAACUAAACAAAAAACAUAAAAUGAAAAUACCAUUUUCAAAUGAGAGAUACGUAUUUAGAUAUUUUAUGCCUCAGUGAAAAUAGCAAUACCACAAUUUACAGUUAAAAUCCCACAUUCAAAAAUAUAAAUCAGUGGCCCACCAGAAUUUAGUCAAAACAAUCUAAUUAAAAAAAAACAUCUUAUGCAGAAUACCCAGCAACUCAUGUAUUCCACAAAAUAACGUGAUAAACUUAAAAAAGGGAGUCGAAUAAAUUUUCAGACACACUCCUCAGGAUAAAGAUAAAAAGUCUGCUUAAUAUCAUCGGGAGCUACCCUGAGGUUGCCAUGGCAACUCUAAACAGGUCGAGAGUGGGGCCACCGUACAUUCCUCUGGUGAAACUCAACCGGCAACACACCUCUGGGCUUCAGCAGUGGCUUGUGUCUGACCAAACCUUGAAGCAGGGCAAAAGGAAAGGUUCCCCUGAAGAAUAAGAGCUGAUGCUAGUAUGGAGGCCACUGGUUUCAGAAAGUCUGUCCAACUGUGCCGGGAAAGACACCAGGUUACAGAUGAAUGCUGCACACCAUGCCCAGACCAUGGAGGAUUUAGAGGCCCAUCCAAGGAUCAGAAAGUCACAGCUGUGGUCCAGAAACGCAACCAAGAUGAAGCCAAAAGCCUGCAAACAACUGCACCUCCUGAGGGCAAAGUUCGCCACAGUUUUGUCAGCUUGCCUGUUAUCGACUCGGUGAAACUGAAGACAGCCAAGGCCCUUGCGGAAAAAGCUGUCAAGAUGCAUAGGGUAUUCUCUGUCCAGGGCCAUUACCCUGUCAUCAGGGAGGCACUGAGGGCCAGAGGCUGGGUUGAGCAGCGCACGCACCGCCCCAACCAACAUGCACAGCGUGGUGACAGCAGAGCCAGCCCUAAUGAUGCUGGUGACAGCGACAACGAUGCCAACGAUGUCAGAAAAUAUCAGGAUCCAGAUGAAGUAUAUGAUCUCAUGUCUCGCCUGGUGCGAAAUGCAAUGGUUUAUUUUUAUUGGACAAACCGUAGAGAUGCCAUUGACACCAACAGCUUGCGGAAAGAACAGAUUACCAACCAUUUCACAAAGGCCGGCAGCUUCACCACCAAGGUCGGGUUGUGUGUGAACCUAAGCAACCUGCACUGGUUUGACUCAGCUGACCCAGACACCUUCUUCCCUCGCUGUUAUAGACUCGGAGCCCAGGAUGAGAAGCAGGCUUUCAUUGAAGACUACAGGAGAACAGUCUGCACCAGUCUUUUGAAGUACAUUGUGGAGAGGGAACAGGGUGUUUCAGAAGAGGGAAUGAGCUGCAACAUUUGGCCUGUUCGGGAUAAGAGCAGACGCAACAAACGGCAAUUUAGACCCAUGGUCCUUUCCCAAAUGAUUGACAGCGCGCUCAAAGUAUGUCAGGAGUUCCUAGACAUUAUGGAGCACAACGACAUAGACAUGAGCUUGGGAACACCACAAACACUGACAAAUGAGGAAUGGGAGCAGUUUAUUGACAGUUAUUACUUUGUUGUUCAUGGUGGAGCAGAGGUAGAGAACAGUGAUCAUUUUGUCAAAUGCUGCAAAGCCAUGCUGCAGAGGCUGGGGGAGGUCAGGCCACAGCUGGACAUAGAUGGCAUACACAACAUCUGGAUCAUCAAACCUGGAGCAAAGUCCAGAGGUAGAGGUAUCAAAUGUGUCAAACGUCUGGAUGAGAUCCUCAGGCUGGUGAAGGUUAAUCCAACCCUCAUCAAGGAAAGCAAGUGGGUCGUGCAGAAGUACCUGGAACGCCCCUUGCUGGUCCAUGGCACCAAGUUUGACAUGCGCCAGUGGUUUCUGGUCACCGACUGGAACCCUCUAACUGUGUGGUUCUAUAAAAAGUGCUAUUUGCGUUUUUCUACGCAGCCUUACUCACUAGAUAAACUGGACAGCUCUGUCCACCUGUGCAAUAACUCCAUCCAGAAGCACCUCAGGCCCUCCAAACAACGACAUCGAGGCAUCCCAGCAGACAACAUGUGGUCAGAUGACCAGUUCAGGACCUUUCUGUCCAGCCAGGGCCGGGAAGCUCAGUGGCAGGCUGUGGUAGUCCCAGGGAUGAAGAAGGCUAUCAUACACGCAUUACAGACAACACAGGACCUGAUGGAGUCACGCAAAAACACAUUUGAGCUCUACGGCGCUGACUUCAUGUUAGGACGUGACCUGCGUCCAUGGCUGAUCGAAAUCAAUGCUAGUCCCACAAUGGCUCCCUCCACCCGUAUCACAGCCCGACUCUGUAGUGCUGUUCAGGAGGACACGUUACGAGUCAUCCUGGACCGGAGAGUUGACCGCACCGCAAACACGGGAGACUUUCAGCUCAUAUAUAGGCAGGCAGCAGUAGAUGUGCCACAGUAUGUCGGACUCAACCUACUUGUUGAGGGCUUCAAGAUCCAGAGCUCUUGCCCUCUUCCUCCACUGAGGCCCUCCAACCUUUCAGCAUCAAAACGUCAUGGUCCUGUCAAGGAGAAGAAGCCUGUAGAAGAAAAAGUAAAGCCUCUGUCUAAGAUGCCGCUGAGCAGUACAGAGACUCAGCUCAGAAACACCAGCAGUAGGGUUUUACCACCUCCUCCUCUUCCUCCUGAGCCACCUGUGCCCAUCCCUACUGAAACCGUCACACUUCACCUGCCAAUGACUGUUGACAAGUCCAUCCACCUGCCCAUGAGUGACCAGUCUCACUCUGUAUUUUUGUGUACGAGGAGACCAGAAGUAUCAAACGUUUGCUCAGACAAAGUCCAACCCUGUACCACAGAGAAGCACCAAGGUCCGUCUUUGCCUUUGGAAAUGACCCUUUCACAGUCCCAGCAAGCAGCCACCAGCACCUUGAGUGCCUAAAAAAGCUUUCAUGAGAAGGUAAUUAAUGCACGUGCUCCUUUGUUUCACAGGGUUUUUCGCCUACCUCAUAA
This is a messenger RNA of Seriola aureovittata, 2932 nucleotides long. Its product is annotated as tubulin monoglycylase TTLL3-like. Gene Ontology annotation, molecular function: protein-glycine ligase activity, initiating. Gene Ontology annotation, cellular component: cilium. Lineage: Eukaryota; Metazoa; Chordata; Actinopteri; Carangiformes; Carangidae. Gene Ontology annotation, biological process: protein polyglycylation; cilium movement; cilium assembly. The transcript has 16 exons. The coding region runs from base 498 to 2861 and encodes 787 amino acids. The record is from RefSeq and is a predicted model, not a curated record.